GUGCAUAAGUUUAAUUUAUUAUGAACCUUCAAAAACAAAAUCAAACUAUAUAUUUAUUUUCGCUCAUAAUCGAGAUGAAUACUUUGAUAGACCUUCAAAGCCUAUAUCGAUGUAUUCAAAUUCAGAUAUUAUCUCAGGGAUUGAUACUACUAUAGAUAAAGAAGGAGGCACAUGGCUUGGAAUUUCUAAAAAAAAUGGGAAAAUAGCCACUAUAUUGAAUAUACCUACCAAGAGAAAACCUAAUAUUUAUAUAAAUUUACCUGAAAUCUUAAAUAAAAAUACUAAAAGAGGCUUUAUUGUCAAUGAUUUUUUGGCAGAUGUAGACCCCGAUAAGAACAGCAUUAUGAAAUGCGAAAAAUUAUUUAAUGAAAAAUAUUAUAAUCAACCAUUUCAUCUCAUAGCAGCAAAAUUCAGAUACAUCAUAUUAUUCUGGUUUAUAUUACUAUAAUAAUGAAACACAUAUGAAGCAUUCAAAAUUUAUUAAUCUUAUGCCUGAUAUAUAUUGCUUUGGCAAUUCAAAAUAUCCUGAAACAUCCUUGCUGAAAAAUAAAUCAAAUUCUAAACCAAAAUGGUCAAAAUUGCUAAGAGCUAAAAAAAUAUUUGAAAAGAUACUUUUUAAUGAUUAUGACAUAACAACUAAUUUUGGGAAUAAAGAUCAAAUCCUUGCUUCAUUAAUGAAUGAACUUCUUCUAGAUCAUCUAAAGUGUCCAGAUCCCGUUUUCGAAAAAGAAUUAUCGGAGGAAUACAAUUUUACCGCGAAAGAAAUUAGCUCAAAAUCCGCCAUCUUUGUCCAGCCUUUCAUUAACGAUUAUAUAAUACCUGAUGAGGGUGCUAAAAACGUAGGCAAGAUUGUAAACAAUUAUAUGCCAUUUUAUCGUUGCCGUGAUUGGAUGUCACUCCUGAUCAGCCGUUUUAAUCUGGUUUGGGAUGGGAACAAUUUGCCUCCAUAUUCGUUUAUCCUAAGUGAUGUAGGGUGUGAGAAGAAUUCCGACUCAGAUUUUGGAAAGUUAGGAAGAGUUUAUGGAACACGAUGUAGGACGGUUAUUUUGGUAGAUAAAAACGGUAACGUUGAUAUAAGAGAGGCUUCGCUCAAGCCCGAAUAUUUACGCCGAUUUGGACAAGUUAAAAUUGACUGGCAAACGGGAAUCAACUCGGAACAGGAAUUUGAUGGCGAACAAUAUUCGUACAACGAAGCCGAUUGGGUAGUUACUAACGUUAGCUUUAAAAUUGGCGAAUAAAUUGUAAGUGGGGGUCCUUAUAUACGGGCAUCUUCUUUAUCUAGAUUCUGCGCUGUCACUCAUUCAAACAUGAUCGAAUAUAAAUUAUAAAAUACAUAUACUUGUUAUUUGUUCGAGCCAUGAUAU
Messenger RNA from Gordionus sp. m RMFG-2023, 1364 nucleotides. RefSeq lists its product as uncharacterized. The transcript has 6 exons. Lineage: Eukaryota; Metazoa; Nematomorpha; Gordioida; Chordodea; Parachordodidae. The coding region runs from base 462 to 1238 and encodes 258 amino acids. The record is from RefSeq and is a predicted model, not a curated record.